UCCUAUUUUGGUUUAUUUUAAUUUCCCUUUUUAUUUUUUACAUUAAGGUCGCCGACGCAAAAUAAUGACUAUUAUUUAUAGCUAAAAUGUUAUUUUUUUAAACAACAUGCCUGUAAAUAAACUAUGUAAAGUGUCCUUUUUAUAUAGAAAUGUGAUAAGAUAUUCUUUCAUACCAUUUAGAAAAUGUUGUAAUAAUAGCAAACUUCAAACAGAUUAUCUUUUUGUUGGUAAACAGGAUAGAUUUAAUGGAAUAACAGUAAAUACUGCAUUAGAGCAUUGUGAAAGAAAACACAUAACAAAAAAUCUUGAAGCUUCAAUGCAGAAAUGGUCUUCUGAAGGAAAGAGAUGUGUUUGGUUUAAAGUUAACAUAAAAGAUUGCUUCUAUGUUCCAAUACUGGCAGAGAAAGGUUUUAAUUUUCAUCAUGCAAGAGACGACUUUGUGAUGAUGUAUAAAUGGCUACCAGGUGACACUGAACCUAACCUGCCUCCGGCUUGUCAUACCAAUUUGGGAGUUGGUGCUUUAGUGUUCAAUGACAAGAAUCAACUUUUGGCUAUAUCAGAAAAACAUUAUGAAUACCCACAUUGGAAACUCCCAGGUGGAUAUGUAGAGAGAGGUGAAGAUAUAAAAGAUGCAGCAGUUAGAGAAGUGAAGGAGGAGACGGGAGUUGAUUGCACAUUUGUCUCUUUGUUGACAUUCAGACACCAGCACAAUAUGAUGUACAAUAACUCUGACAUAUACAUGCUACUUAUGAUGAAAGCGCUCACAGAAAAUAUAGUUCUAUCUCACAGAGAAGUCAAAGAGUGUAAAUGGAUGUUUAUAGAGGAAUAUUUAAAUCAUCCCCAUGUACACCAAUUCAAUCGUAUCAUAGUACAAAAAGCGAAUGACUAUAAAAAGAAAAAAAUGAGGUUAGAUUUAGAGAAGAAAACCGUGAAAUGGUCACAGUUCACAAGAGAAAUGACAUAUUUAACUGUAAAUGAUUGUGAUUACAAAUAAAUAUUUUUGUAAAAUAAAACUAAGUACAAUAUGUUUUGUUUUUAUACAA
Molecule: messenger RNA, 1043 nt
Organism: Papilio polytes (common Mormon)
Lineage: Eukaryota; Metazoa; Arthropoda; Insecta; Lepidoptera; Papilionidae
Product: nudix hydrolase 2-like
Exons: 5
Coding region: 107-994 (295 amino acids)
Molecular function (GO): ADP-ribose diphosphatase activity; NAD binding; NADH pyrophosphatase activity
Source: RefSeq, a predicted model, not a curated record